GGAUAAAGCGGAGUGUUGUAUUUUCGUUGCUCUUUCUUAGCGUUGACACUCUCCUUCUCCUUCACUGCUGCGCCGCCGCUUCAUCCUCAAACCCUCCUCAUUACGACGUCGUUUUCAUCUCUCUUCAUAGCCAAGUUUGUUGCGCUGUUUUGCUGUUAAAAUAGUAUCCUGGCAAUUCGGAGGGAACAUUCUUAGCUGUCGUUUGAGGUGUUUGCUGCCAUGGCUGGUAAAGAUUCAGAUAAGGGUAAAAAGAAAGAAGGCAAGAAAGAGGUAGUUCAUGGGAAAAAGAAAGAAGUCAAGAAAGAGACAGGCCUUGGUCUCUCUUACAAGAAAGAUGAGAACUUUGGGGAAUGGUAUUCUGAGGUGGUUGUUAGUGGUGAAAUGAUUGAGUACUAUGACAUUUCUGGUUGUUAUAUCUUACGGCCAUGGGCAAUGUCCAUUUGGGAAAUAUUGCAAACAUUUUUUGAUGCUGAAAUUAAGAAGAUGAAGAUAAAGAACUCCUACUUCCCUCUUUUUGUGUCCCCUGCUGUUCUACAAAAGGAAAAGGACCACAUAGAGGGAUUUGCUCCUGAGGUUGCUUGGGUUACAAAAUCUGGAGAGUCUGAUCUGGAGGUGCCCAUUGCGAUUCGACCAACAAGUGAAACUGUGAUGUAUCCUUAUUUCUCAAAGUGGAUAAGGGGACAUCGUGACUUACCCUUGAGACUUAACCAGUGGUGCAAUGUUGUGCGAUGGGAGUUUAGCAACCCCACCCCCUUCAUCAGGAGCCGCGAAUUUCUCUGGCAAGAAGGUCACACUGCUUUUGCAACUAAGGAGGAGGCAGAUGAAGAGGUUCUGGAUAUCUUGGAGUUGUAUAGACGUAUAUAUGAAGAAUUCUUAGCUGUUCCAGUAAGUAAGGGAAAGAAAAGUGAGCUUGAGAAGUUUGCUGGAGGACUCUACACGACUACAGUAGAGGCCUUUAUCCCUAAUACUGGCCGUGGUAUCCAAGGUGCAACUUCACACUGUUUAGGCCAGAAUUUUGCAAAGAUGUUUGAGAUAAAUUUUGAAAACGAGAAGGGAGAGAAGGCUAUGGUCUGGCAGAAUUCCUGGGCCUAUACUACCAGAACGAUUGGUGUGAUGAUCAUGACUCAUGGAGAUGAUAAAGGCCUGGUCUUGCCUCCUAAAGUUGCAACAACACAAGUAGUUGUUAUUCCUGUGCCAUACAAGGAUGCUAAUACUCAAGGAAUCUAUGAUGCAUGUGCUGCCACUGUUAAAAACUUGAAUGAUUCAGGUAUUCGUGCUGAGGCAGACUUCAGAGACAACUACUCCCCUGGCUGGAAAUAUUCUCACUGGGAAAUGAAGGGGGUUCCUCUUAGGAUUGAAAUAGGACCAAAAGAUCUUGCUAAUAAUCAGGUACGAGCUGUUCGACGUGACAAUGGAGCCAAAACUGAUAUUCCUGUGGCAAACUUAGUCGAACAAGUAAAAGAUGUGCUCGAUUCUAUCCAACAAAAUCUAUUUGAAACAGCGAAACAAAAACGGGAAGCUUGUGUUCAGGUUGUAAAGACCUGGGAUGAAUUUGCAGAAGCAUUGAGCCAAAAGAAAUUGAUCUUGGCUCCUUGGUGUGAUGAAGAGGAUGUUGAGAAAGAAGUAAAGACGCGCACAAAGGGUGAGAUGGGUGCAGCGAAGACUCUUUGUUCUCCAUUUGAUCAGCCUGAGCUGCCUGAAGGAACAUUAUGCUUUGCCUCGGGUAAACCCGCUAAGAAAUGGACAUACUGGGGCCGCAGCUAUUGAUGAUUCAUUUUGAUCUCUUAUAUUUUUCUGCAUUUUGGUGAUUUAGAAAUUGAAUUCCAGAACUUUCAAUUGUAACAUGAGUUAUUUAACGACUGAUUCUUGUUCAAGAUCCCCGAAAUUUUUGAUAAACUAUCUAUACAGAAUGUUUUGUGCUGGA
This is a messenger RNA of Solanum dulcamara, 1924 nucleotides long. Its product is annotated as proline--tRNA ligase, cytoplasmic-like. Gene Ontology annotation, biological process: prolyl-tRNA aminoacylation. The record is from RefSeq and is a predicted model, not a curated record. The transcript has 13 exons. Gene Ontology annotation, molecular function: ATP binding; proline-tRNA ligase activity. Bases 220 to 1767 code for a protein of 515 amino acids. Gene Ontology annotation, cellular component: cytoplasm; aminoacyl-tRNA synthetase multienzyme complex. NCBI's taxonomy places the organism in Eukaryota, Viridiplantae, Streptophyta, Magnoliopsida, Solanales, Solanaceae.